Molecule: messenger RNA, 380 nt
Organism: Symbiodinium necroappetens
Lineage: Eukaryota; Dinophyceae; Suessiales; Symbiodiniaceae
Source: the annotation of a GenBank genome assembly
AUGUGGAUGUCUGGCAUCUUUCGAGUCAACCUGCUGGCGAUCGUGAUCCACACUGCGAGCGGCAGGCUCGGCUCGCAAGAUGUCAAGGUUGGUGGACUAGUGCUGAGCCCCACGCAGCCACUCUUUGCCAACAGCUCGGUGCGCGUCACAAGCGGAGCUUGCGGUCCAGGUACCGUUCCGGGCUCUGUGUAUCCAGUCGCAGAAGGGCGGGAAAUCCACAAGGCAACUUCGAAAGACUGGCGCUGGUCCGACACGGGGCUGCAGCACUGUGCGGACGGAGUCGAGACUUGCGCGUAUCGCUCCGACUACGGCCCAGGUGCUUACUGGUGUCCCCUCCCACCUGGCGGAUCGGCUGCCGACAAGCUGCUUUGCCGUUGUGA